UUGCAUAUUACUAGAAUGGCAACAAUAUGAAAUGUUGUUGUUGACUUUCAUUUUAUGUUUACAUUUUGGAUUGGAAUUUUAAAAAAGAAAAACUCAGAAGAGAAAACAAACUAUUUAUCAAUAGUAACUUCUAUAUUUGAAAAAAAAUGCCGUAUUACAUGCAUGAGUUAAAUCCGGAUUAUAAUCCUGCCACUCAUAUUCUUCGUAAUAUGUCAACAACUGAACUUCAAAUGAUGUUGAAUGAAAAUGAAUUGAUCGAAACAUUAGUUCAAGAAUUGGCGCAGGUUAAAUCAGCUGAAUCUGAGAGGACUGCUAUGUUAGAAAGCAACAAGAAUCUUGCAGAAUCCAAUCUUUCGAAAGAACCACUUCUAAAUGAACUAAGAGUAAAAGUUAUGGAACAACAUGAGGAGUUGAAGGAACUAAAACAAACUUUAGAAGUCAAAAAACAAAAGCUGGAUGAACUGACUAGGCAAAUGUCGUUAGACACAACUUUAGCACUGCUGCAAGCAUCUGCUGCUGAAGCAGAAGAAGAAAGUGAAGCAUAUGCUGAAAAUUUUCUAUCUGGAGAAAUUGAAAUUGAGUCAUUUUUAGAAUCUUACUUAAACAAAAGAAAACUGAGCCACUUAAGGCGUGUCAAAUCAGAGAAGAUGACUGAACUUUUACGUCAGACUGGUUCUAGCUUAAAUCUCACUCCACCCAGCUCUCGAGCGUCAUCGUCAUCAGUCAAUAAACCCCCAUAUCCUGAAGUAUAUGGGCCACCAUAUCGACCAGGUGGAUUUAUGCCAUUUCCUCCUUUAAUGCCUGGAGCAGGAUCAUUUUAUCCUAAUAUUUAGUUCAAUUUGCACAGAAAGAGUUAUGAAUUAUAAAACUAGAAAUAAUUAAUUUUUAGAUCAUGUUAUAAAUACUUAUAUUUAUUGAGUUUAUUUUGUUGUAAAUAAUGCAUUUCCCAAUGUGUGUUUGUCAAAUACAAAAACAACCACAAAGUAAUAUCAAUUAAAGGCUGUUGUUCUUUAGUAAGUAA
Molecule: messenger RNA, 1021 nt
Organism: Parasteatoda tepidariorum (common house spider)
Lineage: Eukaryota; Metazoa; Arthropoda; Arachnida; Araneae; Theridiidae
Product: vacuolar protein sorting-associated protein 37B
Biological process (GO): protein targeting to membrane; ubiquitin-dependent protein catabolic process via the multivesicular body sorting pathway; protein targeting to vacuole
Cellular component (GO): ESCRT I complex
Source: RefSeq, a predicted model, not a curated record